Oryzias latipes (Japanese medaka) is the source of this 2049-nucleotide messenger RNA. It is a transcript of the gene vipas39, whose product is annotated as VPS33B interacting protein, apical-basolateral polarity regulator, spe-39 homolog. Gene Ontology annotation, cellular component: cytoplasm. Gene Ontology annotation, biological process: vacuolar transport; intracellular protein transport. Lineage: Eukaryota; Metazoa; Chordata; Actinopteri; Beloniformes; Adrianichthyidae. The record is from RefSeq and is a predicted model, not a curated record.
CUUUUAGCAUGAAAAAUGCAGAAGCUUGGAGUCCAGUGGGGUCUCUGCCAACCCGGGACCCUGCAGAGAGUGGAAGUCAAAUGGAUUUUUCCAGGAGGGACUUCUGCAUCUGGCACCCCCGCCCCGUCUCAGUGGACCACUGACACGAGUAUUUUGUCCAGUCAAUGGGUGUACUCACAAAGGCAUUGGCUCCUCCCACAGGUUAAUGGGCGGAAGAGCAGAAAACAUCUGCAUGUCAACGCGGACCCCUUCAGGGCCGUGUGGCCGGGAGGAGGUUCCGCUGCGACCAGAGGGGGCGCUGUUUCCCCUCUGAGGGAGGAGGGGAGUCGCCGCCCACCCUCAAAGAAGAAUCAGUCAGGAGGAAGAGGAGCAACAGCUGGAGGAAGAGGAGCAACAGCUGGAGGUGUCGUCUGCACCGUAGAGAUGAUGAGGAGCAAGGCGGAUGAGGAAGAGUACUGGCACAGUUCCAAGUUCAAGGCUUUCACUUUCGAGGACGAAGAUGAAGAGCUCAGCAGGCUGAAGGAGUCAAAGCAGGCGGUUAACAGCAUUCGGCAGCUGGUGGAGGAAGAUGAUGAUGAUGACACGGAGAAGGUCAGCUGGAGUGGAGAGCCAGUUGGCAGUAUCUCCUGGUCCAUCAAAGAGAUGGCAGGGUCCAAUCAGAAGAUAGACAGAGAACCCGCCUUCCCCAGAAUCCCAACAGAACCAUCAACCCUUAACAAAAGUCACUCCGGACUCUCUCUGAGCUCCCUGUUCAGAGGAAAAGCAAAAUCAGAAAACUUCCAGAGCUUCUCCGACGCAUUCAGUGACUCUGUCCGGAUCUACGCUCCCGAGUUACGAAAACCUAAAUCUGAAUACAAGGAUUAUGUCUGCGACUGGUCGCCGGAAGAAACGGUUCAAAGGCUGCUGCAAGGAAAGUGUACAUGGAAGCAUACUUCAGGAUGCUGGAGUGCAGUGUCUCUGGAGAAGUUCCGUUCACUGCAGGACAAACUGCUGCUGCUGGACUUUGCAGUCGCCGCUCAUGAUGGGAACGUCAUAACUGCAGUUUUAAUUCACCUAAAGAGGUCUCUACGUAAAGAGGUUCUGUUUCGUGAGCUGCAGUCCAGGCAGACGGCUCUGAGGCAUUUCAUCCACUACCUGACUGAGAGCAGAGAGCAAAAGCUGCUGCUUGAGCUGCUCAGGGCUCUAGGCAGGACAGAAGAUAUGGCGUUGCUGCAGUAUAAAGAACACCUUAUCAUCACAGAUGAAAACAACAAGCGAGACUUCCUGAAGAGCUGUCUCAGCCUUCCAUUUUCUGCAGAAGACUCUACUCACGUUCAGGAUCACUAUACACUGCUGGAGAGGCAGAUCAUCGUUGAGGCAGCAGACCGGCAGGCGGAGCGUGGAGGAAAGGUGGAUAUAUUCCAGAAGUUUCCCAGAAAAGCUUCGAUCCUAAACAUGCCUCUGAUCACGACUCUGUACUACUGCUGCUUCUACCACUACGGGGAGCCUGAGGGGACCUUCAGCAGCCCUCUGAAUGUGCGACGCACCUUCAAGAUCUCGGAGAAGCAGUACUUUGUAACGGCGCUGGCAGCAAGGGCGAAGCUCAAGGCGUGGUCGGAUGUGGACGCGCUGUUUACGGGCAGGAACUGGUUAGGCUUCACCAGAAAGAAAUCCCCUUUGAGCUUCCACCGGGUUGUCGACGUGCUGCAGAGAAACUCCGCCCCUACACAGGUGCUACAAGACUAUGUUGCCCUAAUUGAUGAUGCAGAACUGAGGAUCAGUUUGGCUCAGAAACUGAAAUGCCAUGACAUCGUCAUCAGCACGUUCCGCGACAUGAAAGACCGGCAGAUGCUGGUGGCCUACAGAGGAAAGGUGGAGCCAGGCUCGGCCCCCGAGAGGAAGAUUGAUGAUCUGCUCAACAACCAGCAAAUUCGCUGGAAAAACUGAUGAAGCUGGACAACAGAAGGACAGCUGACUCCUCACACGAAGCACAAAGCAGGCCCCAAACUCCUCACUAUUACUGUAUUCCUGAAACUUUUUGUACAAAUAAAAGCCAAACGAAAACACAAA